AUGUUCUACUGCACCCCCAGGCGUUUGACAGCGGUUGCCGACACAUGCCUUCCAACGAAUUUUGUGCAUGCGGCAGAUUUGGCCUUUUAUUUCCCGCGAUUUCAGCCGCGCGCGCACCUGCGCCCGCAAGGCAUUCCGGAGUUACGAGACGCCGUGGCGCUACUUCAGCCAGCAGAGGGCGCCCCACAGCGGCGAUGGUCAAAGCCCAGCGCCAUGGGUGCGCAGGAGUGGGGAAGGUGCCGCGACAAGGCCCUUGGCUUGUUGCUUCGCGGGGAGGAGAUCAUGGAGAACGUGGGUGGACUUAAAAACUCCGCCACAGCAGAUAUUCUGCGGGCGACGUCAGCGGUGAAGUUUGAACUUCUCAACGGUGUUGAGCAUCUGCCGCGCUCCGAUUACGCCAAGCGUUGCGAUGUGUACCGAUCGAUUCUCAAACAGGCAGGUCGUCUUCUUUUCUUUAACGACAGUUGGGAUAAGUCAGAUGUGCUGCAAAUUGACACUGCGUGUGUUAUUGUUGCCCACUUUGUUCGCGCCUUUUGUGCGCUGCAUCAGAGGCCUUUUCAUGCGAAGCAGGAAGACGGCGUGAAGAAGAAAUAUGGCAAUAUUUCUGCCUGGUCCAUGGUGAUGGAUGAGGCAAACGGGAGCGGGGAGACGCUUCUCACGCUAUCGAUGGUUAUGGAUCGUAUUGAUGAGCUAUUAAAAUUGAGUCGGAAGGCGUCUGAGACUCACGCCGAGAAAAACCCUGAGCUCCGCUGGCAUGCGCCUAAGCUCCUGUUGCUAAAAGGAAUCCUGACAAUCCCUCUAACAGGCCACCUGGGACGCGCUCAGGAACACAUUAAUGAGUCUGCCAAACUGGUUUACGAGUUCCUGCGAAGGAAGCAGCCCAUUUUAGACGGUAUUUUGGCUCGCAAGCAGGAACCCGAGUUGGGCCUCUUUAUGCUUGCCCAGGCCGAAAUGGCAGCCCGUGUGUUUGACUGGUCCGUUGGACCAAAUGAAGUCGAUAAAAGUGUGAUGGAGAUGUUUGAGGCUGCCGCCAAGUUCUACUCCUCCCCGUGCAACACCUCACUGGAGGCGGACGGCAUCAUGUCGGCGGAUGGGAUGGAGGGACGACGGUUCGAGACGGACGCGUACACCUCCUGCUUGCUGAGUUAUGCUACUUUUUUGUUGAACGCUCCACGACCCCCGGGGACCGCGCGCCGUGACUCCCCCGUCUUCAUGCCCAAACAGUUGUUCACCCUGUCCCCCAUUUCCAGCGUGUCAACUUCAUCCGAUCUCAUCUUCGCGGACCUGCAACAGCCGGCGGCGAUGACCAUUGACGUCGUGCGCAGGCGCACAGGUGAGACGCUUGAGCGGGCGUUGGAGCUUAACCGCGCCUUGAACCCGGAGCACAAGCAGAACCCCAAGGCCGGCUGGACACUGCUUGCCAUGGCGUCCCUCUAUGCGGAUAUGCGGGACUACUUAUACGCGACCGGACUCUUCGCGUCGGCGGAAAAAACGCUUGCGGAGAACUACGGCAAUGACUCACUGGAACGACUUUUAGCUCUCAAGUUACGCUACGAAUUUUUGGCCGGAGUGGGUUCGGAUCAGGAGGCAAAAACGGCAGCACAUGAGGUGGUGCAGGUGUUGAAGCGCGUUGAUUCUAUGCCUCUGUCGUGA
Molecule: messenger RNA, 1653 nt
Organism: Trypanosoma conorhini
Lineage: Eukaryota; Euglenozoa; Kinetoplastea; Trypanosomatida; Trypanosomatidae
Exons: 1
Coding region: 1-1653 (550 amino acids)
Source: RefSeq, a predicted model, not a curated record